GUGUGUGUGUGUGUGUGUGUGUGUGUGUGUGUGUGUGUGUGUGUUGGUUGUGGUGUAUGAACAGCAUGGCCAACAUCGCGGUUCAGCGGAUCAAACGGGAGUUUAAAGAGGUUCUGAAAAGCGAAGAGACAAGUAAAAACCAGAUCAAGGUUGAUUUAGUGGAUGAGAAUUUCACAGAGCUGAGGGGGGAAAUCGCAGGACCGCCAGACACACCUUAUGAAGGUGGCAGAUUUCAACUAGAAAUUAAAAUUCCAGAGACGUAUCCAUUUAAUCCACCUAAGGUGCGGUUUAUAACGAAGAUCUGGCAUCCCAACAUCAGCUCAGUAACAGGAGCCAUUUGCUUGGAUAUCCUGAAGGACCAGUGGGCGGCGGCCAUGACCCUCCGAACAGUGUUACUGUCACUACAGGCUCUUCUGGCCGCUGCUGAACCAGAUGAUCCACAGGACGCUGUAGUCGCCAAUCAGUAUAAACAGAACCCAGAGAUGUUCAAACAGACGGCUCGACUCUGGUCACAUGUUUACGCGGGAGCUCCCGUCUCCAGCCCAGACUACACACGCAAAAUAGACAAACUCUGCGCUAUGGGCUUCGAGAAAAACGCAGUAAUAGUGGCGCUGUCGUCGAAGUCCUGGGACGUGGAGACAGCGACAGAACUCUUGCUCAGCAACUGAGUCCCACACGAGGAGCCGAAGCACCCGAUCUCACACAAUCACUCUCUUUCUCUCCUCGCCAUCUUUUCCAUUCCUUUCCUCAAAAUAGUUCAUCCCAAACUGAAAACGUCACGUUUAUGUUGUUCGAAACUCGUGUUUGUUCAGCUGAAUGUUCACGCUGCUCUUUCUCUGCACAAAGAAAGGUUUUUGAACAACAUGAGCGCGAGUUUAAGAUGCGUUUACUUUCAUUUUUGGGUGAACUGACUGUGAACUUUUCUAUCUCAUUCUUUUGUUUACUUAUUUUUGUUUGGAUGUGCCUUUUUUCUUUCUCUCUUAUAAUCUUCAUCAUCAUUAUCAUCAUCAUCUCCUUCAGAACGGUGCAGCAAUCUGACUCCAGCCCGACUGUAGCCCCGCCCCCUCACACACACACACACACACACACUGCAGUCUUUCUCCCUCCCGCACAAUCAUUGGCUCUUUUAUCUGGAAAGUAUUUUUAAAACUACAGUGUCGAACAGAACGUCGUGAAAUGGUUUCUAUCACUCAUAGAUGUUAAUCUCAAACAUUGAAGACUGGAAAACACACACACACACACACACACACACACAGAUAUUUGAAAGACAAGAGUUCAUCUGUAAAUAAAGCUAUUAAAGUCUGUAUAAAUUAAAGCAAUGUGGCAAUGCCUUUAUUUAUUAUUGCUUUGUGGAAUAGUGAAAUAAACACUAGUUUCAUGGCUGAGCA
Pimephales promelas (fathead minnow) is the source of this 1388-nucleotide messenger RNA. RefSeq names its product ubiquitin-conjugating enzyme E2Ka (UBC1 homolog, yeast) (gene ube2ka). NCBI's taxonomy places the organism in Eukaryota, Metazoa, Chordata, Actinopteri, Cypriniformes, Leuciscidae. The record is from RefSeq and is a predicted model, not a curated record. Gene Ontology annotation, molecular function: protein binding.